Impatiens glandulifera is the source of this 3611-nucleotide messenger RNA. Its product is annotated as kinesin-like protein KIN-5D. The transcript is spliced from 23 exons. Gene Ontology annotation, molecular function: microtubule binding; plus-end-directed microtubule motor activity; ATP binding. The coding region runs from base 201 to 3341 and encodes 1046 amino acids. The record is from RefSeq and is a predicted model, not a curated record. Lineage: Eukaryota; Viridiplantae; Streptophyta; Magnoliopsida; Ericales; Balsaminaceae. Gene Ontology annotation, biological process: microtubule-based movement.
UGUCCAAAAAAUAAAAUAAAAAAUCAGCAUUCGUCGUCUUCUUCGUCGGGCUCAGCUCUCACUCUGAAGUUCCAUAACUGUACUGGUCUUUUCUAUAUCUACAGCCGACGCCAUUGUUGAAGCUGUUCAUAUUCUCGGCAUUUUCAGCUUUAUUCUCCACGGCCGGCAACUAGAUUGAGUGACAGUUUAGGAAAUUAGUUAUGGAAUCUACAAUGUCGCAGCAAAUAAAGCGGGGAGGAGGUAUAGUUUCACUUUCACCAUCACAGACGCCGCGGUCAAGCGAUAAGGCGGUAAGAGAUCUGCGAUCGGGUGAAGGGAACUAUAGUGGUAAACUUGAGAAGGAGAAAGGUGUUAAUGUUCAAGUUAUUGUUAGAUGCAGACCACUGAGCGACGAUGAGACGAGACUGCAUACUCCGGUGGUCGUUACUUGUAAUGAGAAUAAAAGAGAAGUUUCCGCCAUUCAGAAUAUUGCUAAUAAGCAGAUUGAUAGAACCUUCUUAUUUGAUAAGGUUUUUGGUCCAAAUUCCCAACAGAAAGAAUUGUUUGAUCAGGCUAUUUCUCCCAUAGUGUUUGAGGUAUUAGAAGGAUAUAACUGCACUAUUUUUGCCUAUGGUCAGACAGGAACAGGGAAGACAUACACCAUGGAAGGAGGUGCAAGAAAAAAGAAUGGGGAAUUCCCAAAUGAUGCAGGAGUUAUUCCUAGGGCAGUUCGUCAAACUUUUGAUAUACUUGAAUCACAACAUGCUGAGUACAGCAUGAAAGUCACAUUUCUAGAGUUAUAUAAUGAGGAAAUAACUGAUCUAUUGGCCCCAGAGGAAACUUCAAAAUUCAUAGAUGACAAAUCUAAGAAACCAAUAGCCCUCAUGGAAGAUGGAAAAGGAGGUGUUUUAGUCAGAGGUUUGGAAGAGGAGAUUGUAACCACUGCCAAUGAAAUCUAUAAGAUCCUAGAGAAGGGUUCUGCUAAAAGGCGUACAGCAGAGACUCUACUUAAUAAACAAAGUAGUCGUUCUCACUCGAUUUUCUCCAUCACAAUUCACAUCAAAGAGUGUACUCCAGAGGGAGAAGAGAUGAUUAAAUGUGGGAAGCUGAAUCUUGUUGAUCUUGCUGGUUCAGAGAAUAUCUCUCGAUCUGGUGCAAGAGAUGGGAGAGCCAGGGAAGCUGGUGAGAUAAACAAAAGUCUACUCACACUUGGUCGCGUCAUCAAUACACUUGUUGAACACUCUGGUCAUAUACCAUAUAGGGAUAGUAAACUCACAAGACUAUUGAGAGACUCCCUGGGAGGUAAAACCAAAACAUGCAUAAUUGCAACAAUUUCACCUUCCAUCUAUUGCUUGGAAGAGACACUCAGUACGCUAGAUUAUGCUCAUCGUGCCAAAAAUAUAAAGAACAGACCUGAGAUCAACCAGAAGAUGAUGAAAUCUGCUGUUAUCAAGGAUCUUUACUUUGAAAUUGAUAGGCUCAAGCAAGAGGUUUAUGCUGCUAGGGAAAAGAAUGGUAUCUACAUCCCACGGGACCGCUAUCUUCUUGAAGAAGCUGAGAAGAAGGCAAUGACUGAAAAGAUAGAGCGGAUGGAACUUGAUUUUGAAUCUAGGGAUAAGCACUUAGUGGAACUUCAGGAACUUUACAAUUCUCAGCAACUGUUGACUGCAGAAUUGACCGAUAAACUGCAGAAAACAGAGAAAAAGCUCCAUGAGACUGAGCAUGCACUAUUCGACCUCGAAGAACGUCAUAGACAAGCAAAUGCAACCAUAAAAGAAAAGGAAUAUUUGAUUUCUAAUCUUCUCAAGUCUGAGAAAGCACUUGUUGAGAGAGCACUUGAACUCCGAGCAGAGCUAGAGAGUGCUGCAUUGGAUGUCUCUGGCUUGUUUACUAAGAUUGAGCGCAGGGAUAAAAUAGAAGAUGGAAACAGAGUUCUUAUACAUCAAUUCCAGUCCCAGUUAACUCAGCAGCUUGAGAUAUUGCACAAAACUGUUGCAACUUCUACCACACAUCAAGAACACCAAUUGAAAGAUAUGGAAGAAGACAUGCAGUCAUUUGUAUCCACUAAAACACAGGCGACAGAGGAACUUCGAGAUCGACUUGCAAAGAUGAAAAACAUGUAUGGAUCUGGCAUUAAAGCGUUGGACAAUUUAGUUGAUGAACUUGAUGGAAACUCAAGAUUGACCUUUGAACAUAUGAACUCUGAAGUUUCAAGUCAUUCAUCUUCUCUAGAGGAGCUCUUCAAAGGAAUUGUGUUGGAAGCUGAGACACUGCUUUGUGAACUUCAAAAUAAUCUUCAGGAUCAAGAACAAAAGAUAACUGGUUAUGCACAACAACAACGAGAGGCACAUGGUAGAACAAUGUCAACCACUCGUUCUAUAUCAGACAUUACAGUUGACUUUUUCCAUACUCUGGACAUGCAUGCUUCAAAACUAAGCAAGAUUGUGGAGGAGGCACAUUUGGUCAAUGAUCAAAAGUUGACAGAGCUUGAAAAGAAGUUUGAGGAAUGUGCCGCAAAUGAAGAGAAACAGCUCUUAGAAAAGGUGGCAGAGCUACUAGAAAGCUCCAAUGAGAGGAAGAAGAAACUGGUUCAAACAGCAGUCCAUGGACUUAGAGAAAGUGCAUCAAGUAGAACUAACAGCUUACAGCAAGGGAUGAUAGCUAUGCAAGACACUAGUUGUUCCAUUAAAGGACAAUGGACAGUUUACAUGAAAAAGGCAGAAGAUCAUUAUCUCGAGGAUACUGCUGCUGUAGAAAAGGGAAAGAAUGACUUGGCAGAAGUUGUACAAAGAUGCUAUGUAAAGGCCAAAAUGGGGUCAGAGCAAUGGCGGAAUGCUCAAGCUUCACUGCUCGGUCUAGAGAAAAGUAAUGUCGCCUCUCUUGAUGAAAUAGUCAGGGGAGGAACAGUGGCUAAUGAGACUUUACGAGCUCGUAUUUCUUCUUCUGUAACAUCUGCAUUACAGGACGCCGAAGUGGCAAGCCAGGAUCUGCUCACACCUAUAGAUUAUUCGUUACAGCUUGACCAUGACGCGUGUGCAAAUGUUGACUCCAUGAUCGUGCCUUGCUGCGAAGAACUAAGGGAAUUGAAGAGCGGUCAUUACCACAAGACAGUGGAGAUAACUGAGAAUGUUGGAAAAUGUCUUCACGACGACUAUAUGGUUGAUGAAGCCUCUUGCUCGACACCGAAAAAGAGGUCGUACAAUCUACCGAGUAUGACAUCAAUCGAAGAGCUGAAAACUCCAUCCUUCGAGGAGUUACUGACGUCAUUCUGGGAUUCGAUGAAAGAUCAAUCAGAAAUAAACGGGGAUAUGAAACAUAAUUAUGACGGGGAUUCGAGAGUACCUCUAACUGCUAUUAACUAAAAGUUGGAGGUAGAUAGAUAGAAUGAAACAAUUAAAGAAGAAUUCCUUUUACUCUUUUAAGAAGAAAUAUAUGUAUAUAUAUUUUUUGAUUGUUUGUUUGUUUAUUUCAUCAACUCUUAUUUGUUUGUGUGAAAGAAAUGGAUUUCCUUCCAUUUCAUUCUCAUAGGAAGAUGAUUUUCUUCUUAUUAAUUAAUUUACUUAUAGAGGCAAAAACACAUGUAAUUCUUUGCUAAAUUGAAAUUCUUUGAGUGGAUUUGUGCAAUGACAUUU